UUUCCAAUUCCGAAUUUCAAUUCUCUCUCUCUCUCUCUCUCGCCAGCUCAUCCCUUUCAACACCUAUCGCCACCGAACCCCCAAACUCUCUCUCUCUAUCUCUCAAAGGCUCCUCCUUUUUCUCAACGUUUUCUUCACCAGAUCUCUGGGACGCGGCCAUGGAGAUGCGUGCUUGUUGAGAUAUAUAUAUAUAUAUAUUUUUCAGUCUAUGUAUCUCUGUUUUCUCUCUCUUGUGGUUUUCUGGGUCCUCUCUUUUCUCUCUCUCUGUGCGUCUCUCUCUCUACAUUUGCAUUUAUAGCCGCUUUACUAUACUGAUGUAAACAUACCCCAUAUUCUGCCACUCCAGCCUCGCCCUCCCUAUUUCGUGUCCCCGAUUUUUACUCGUUAUUUUCCGGCUCUUGCGCUCGAUUUCCUCAAAAUCUGAUUCAUACAUUUUGUUGGGGUUUUCUGUAUUCCGGUUCAGAUAACAGGGUUUCACAGCGAGAAAGAGUGAGAGAAUGGAGAAUGGUGGGGAGAGAGAAACCGGGCCGAUGUUUAGCGAGGCGGAGGUGGGAGAGAUGAGCGGCUUCAAGCGUGGAGCCGACUUCGUGGAGGUGACGUGCGGCUGUACGAGCCAUCGAUACGGUGACGCUGUUGGGAGGCUUAGGGUUUUUGUUUCUGGUGAUCUCGAGAUCAGCUGUGAAUGCACCCCUGGUUGUCACGAAGAUAAGUUGACCCCCGCUGCUUUUGAAAAGCACUCCGGAAGAGAAACAGCUAGGAAAUGGAAGAAUAAUAUUUGGGUCAUUGUUGAUGGAGAGAAGGUUCCUUUGUAUAAGACGUCACUACUUAAAUAUUACAAUCAAGCAUCAAAAGGUACAAAUGGGGCUCACAGAUCACAAAAUGGGCGGGCCUGUCAUCGUGAUGAGUUUGUUCGCUGCACUGGCUGUAAUAAGGAGCGCAGGUUCCGUCUUCGCAACAAAGAAGAGUGCAGGAUUUAUCAUGAUGCCUUGGCAGAUGAGAAUUGGAAAUGUGCUGAUAUGCCAUAUGACAAAGUAAAUUGUGAUGAUGAUGAAGAGCGAGCAAGUCGCAGGGUGUAUCGAGGCUGCUCCCGUUCCCCCACAUGCAAAGGCUGCACUUCCUGCGUGUGUUUCGGAUGUGAAAUCUGUCGUUUUUCAGAAUGCGGCUGCCAGACUUGCAUUGACUUCACAAGAAAUGCAAAAAAUUGAGUCUCCAGAAACACUGCUUUUAGUCCUUAAUGUUCCUUUUCUAUUUUAGGUGGGUUCAUUCUUCCCAUUCUUGUUAAACUUCAGCCCCGUCCAACAUUUAUAGAAUGCUUUGCUUUUUGGAAUUAGUCUUGACGCUCUCCCCUCCCAGAAAAAGAAGAAAAUAAACUGGUAGUUUAGAACUAACAUCACAAAUUCAGUAAUUUAUUCUCUUUCAUUUGAAUGCA
This is a messenger RNA of Diospyros lotus (date-plum), 1429 nucleotides long. RefSeq names its product protein ULTRAPETALA 1. NCBI's taxonomy places the organism in Eukaryota, Viridiplantae, Streptophyta, Magnoliopsida, Ericales, Ebenaceae. Gene Ontology annotation, cellular component: cytosol; nucleus. Gene Ontology annotation, molecular function: DNA binding. The record is from RefSeq and is a predicted model, not a curated record. The coding region runs from base 498 to 1205 and encodes 235 amino acids. The transcript has 3 exons.